AUGAUUUAGGAUAGAUCUACUUCAACAAAUAGCUUGGUUUAUAGCAAGAAUUCUAUCAACAUGAAUUCUUAACAAAAAAUAAAUUAGAAACUGAAUAAUGAAAACAUUAAUUACUUAUCUAAGAACAACAACACUACUUUUUAAAAUGAUUCUUUCCUGAAUUCUAAAAAUGCAACUUUGUAAUAAAACUAUAAUUCAAAUUCAAAUACUAAGGAUACAUAAAGUUUUAUCUGUGAUAAACAAGACAAUAGCAUUUUAUAGAAUUCUAGCAAUGUUAUUCAUAAAAGAUCCUAAUCUAAUUUGCAAAUGUGUUACCAAACAGUUAAUCAAAAUAACAACAAUACACCACUUUAAUAAGAAAAACAAAAGAGAAAAAGUUAAAAUAGAAGACAACUUUCAGAAAUGGAGGUAAAAAAAAUGAACACCUUGAAUUUCAUUUAAGCCCUGAAUGAAAGCCAAAGAUCUAACAACAAUAGCGUUGUUUACUCGGGUUAUGGGUCUCAAAUGAAUAGCUCUGUAAAAAAAGGCAAUUAAAAUUUUGAUUAAAAUAUUUAUACAUUUACGAAACUCAACGAAAUACGCACACAACUUAAGGAACAAAAAGAAAACCUAGAGGCAAAGCAGCAACAAAGAGAUAUCCUAAAGAACUAUUGUGAAAGAGAAUCAGAUAAAUUUGAAUAGAAAAUAAAAGAAAUCAAAUAUAUGAUUAUGGAGGAAGAAGAAUCAAAUUAAAAUUAAUAGAUGAUUAUUAAAGAAGAACCAUAAAAAAGAUAGGAUGCUAUUAAGAAGGUGUUUAUAAACUCAGAUAAAUUAUUUGAGAGUUUACAAAAAGUAGAUUGUUUAUUUUAAAGAGAGUGCAUAAAAAACUAAAAUAUGGCUCAUUUUGAAGAAUUUAAAAAGUAGUAAAUGCCUAUUUUAGGUUCACUUGAAAAACUUUUUUAAGAAAAAGAAAGUAUUAUCAUGAAAAUAUAUGAAUAUCAGGACUUGCUAGAAAAUUAUUCUGAAAAUAGGAAAAUGCAGUAGUAAGAUUUAGAAGGUUAUGAGCUAAGAAACAUUGAAUUAGCACUCGAAUAUGACGAUCUAGAAGCAUACAUAGAAAUGCUAAAGUAGAAUGAAGAUGAUUGUUAGAUUCUCUAGCAAAUUAAUUUAAGAAAUGUAUGGAUGUGUUUGCAAAAUGAAUUAAAUAAACUUAAUUUGAAGAUGCAAGAAGUACAGUAAAAUUACAAUAUUCUUGAUGCUUAAUCUAGAGCUAUAGAAAAAGACAUUGAGCAUGAAGUUAAACAAGCAAAGGAUCUCAUUUCUAUUUAAGAAUAAUCUAUCACUCCAAAAGAAAAAGUAGAUGAACUGUCUUGUAGGGAAUAUAUUAAAUCUACUUUAAAUGAUUUAGGAAAAAGUGCAUACGAAGAAAUAGAGUUUUUGUAUGAUGGAAAAAACAUGGGUAAAAUAAUUUGUGAAGAAAGUUACAAAUAAGAUGAUGAAUAAAUCAGCAUUUUUCAAAACAAGAUGAUGAAUUUAGUUAAAUCUUUUUAACAAAUUCUGGUUGAUGAAUUUUCAACUUAUUGCAAUAAAUACAAUAAUCUUCAGUAUAAUGGUGAACCAGAACUAUAAUUUAUUAAUACAAAAAAAUAACUUUUGUCCAAUAUUUAGUUGGAUUAUCAAAAUAGUAAACUUGGAUAGAUUUUAGAUAGAAUGUUAGAUUUAAACUCUCUAUUUAGCAGAAUAAUAGCUAACUGUAAGUAAAGCGAAGAUGCUAUAAGAGUCUAAAAAAGGAUAGUAGAAAUACUUUCUAUAAAAAAGCAAUCAUUUUCAAAUAAUUUUGAAGAACAAAAAAUAUUUUGCAACUUAAAGUAUAAAACGGAUCAAAAAAAUGAAGAAUUAAUUCAAAUUUAGAACGAAAAAUUGAUUCUCAUGGCUAAAUUAGAUUAAAUGAAAAAUAGGAAUAAGGAACUUUUAUAUGAAAUUGAAAAGUAAGAGCAAAACACAAUACCAUUCUUUACAACAGAAAAUUAAGUUAACCAUACAUUCACUAAUGAAAGGUUAAAUUGUGGCGCUGCUUAAACUAAAAGAUCUAACUGUGAUGACUCUUAUAUUUUUGAUGACACAACUGGCUACUUAAACAAAACGAAGAUUACACAAACUAAUAACCAAUAUCUUAUAACAGCACUAAAUGAUUCUCACUUAAACUAUACUACAACAAAUAAUAAUGUUAAUAAUAUCAGUUAGAUUAAUUAAUCGAACUCUAUACUAAAUAAUAGUCAUAUUACACUCACAUCUUACAAUAAUAAUACAAAACAAUUAACAACCUUAACAGCCAGAAGUAAUUCUAAUAAUUAGAGUUUCUUUUAUAAGUCAGCUACUAAAUAAAAUCCUAAUUGUGGAAGCUAACGUUCCCUUUCACCUUCACCUUCAACUUCUUAAAUUAACAAGAAAUAAGUAGAAAAUAGAAGUUAAAGUGCUCACUAUUAAGCUUAGUAUGAAAGAAAAACUUAAGUUGAUAAAAUAUUUAUCAGGAUGUGUUAAAUAAAGGUGCAAAAAGAUGUAAAUAAUAGAUAUAUAAGAGAGAUCAUUGCUGCAUCAGAAAAGGAAAACCCAAAAGUUUAGCAGUUAGAAUACCAAACAAAAGUAUAUACUAACGAGUUGCUCCAUUUAAAUGGAAUGUAAAAAGAUCAUGCUGAGAAAUUGACUCAAAUUUAUCAUCGUUUUUUUGAUGAUCAAAUUGAAAAUUUUAUUAGAAAAUUAGAGGGUUUUAUUUUAAUUCAAUAGUAAGUUCCCUUAAACGAGUUUACUCCUGCUUUGAAUUUCUUCUUUACUAGAGAAACUUUAACUCCCAUUGCAAAACUAAAGCUAUUAUAGAAGAAAAUGGAUGAUCUUAAAGCAGAGCAAGAAAAUCUUCUCUCUGAUUGGAUUCAACAAAUGAAUAAUAUUGAAAAAGAAAUAAUUGUGAUAAAUUAAAAUAUUCACCAUAUUUAAAUUUUAUAUAGUAAAUAUGAUGUUCCUCUUAUUGAAGGUAAUUCAUCUUCAUUAUUUUACAAUUAAGCAUCAGGUGGUUUUGUUCCUGUAAAUUCAUUUCAAUCUUCAUCUUCUUCUUCUUAAAUUUUUGCUAAUGGUAGAGGAGAAGUUAUCCACCAUGAUUAAAGUUUAAAUCUCUCUGAUAUAGAAGGAAGUAAUGGAACAGCACAAAAACACAAUAGAACAAAUUCGUCUCUCACAGCUAUUAAAUAACAUUAAGCAUUUUGUAAUAAUAAUUCUUUACUAUAAUAAUAAUAAUUUGGAAGCUCUAUGUUUAGCAAAGAGAAUUUACAAAAUUACAAUAAUUAUUCGUCUCCAUAACAGAAUUAAUAUGCAGAAAAGUGUGAAUAUAAUGAUUAUAGCAACAACAGAUAUGCAAGUAAUUUGUCUUAAAAGCUAAAAAUACACAAUGGCCUAAUUGAUCAGUCGAUUUACUAAAAUGUUCUAGAAUACUUUAAAGAAAAUAAAGGAAUCUAAAUUUACAAAAUGUUUUAAGUAAACCAGGGGAAUCUUGUAAAGUAGUAAAUUUUCGAUCCUUUGACAUAAAAGAAGCACCCUCAAAUAUGUGGCUAUGGGUUAAGAAAAUUAUCAGUUGUAAAUGAUGAAUUGAUUUUCUAUAACUAAAAGAAUUAAGCCAUUGAUUUGGCAAUAAAAAUAAAAGAUUUUACUAAUAUAUUCAUUCACCCAGUAACUCUUGAAAUUAUAAAGUAUUAAACAAUGAAUCCAAGUAAUAAGAUGUUAGAGAGAAGAUGUGCUAAAAAAUUCUUAGAUGCUAUGUAUUAUCCUUUUGCUUUUGAAGUAAAACAAACUGGCAGAAUAGAGUGUUUAUGUGAUAAUUAUUAAUCCCUAAAGUAAAUAUACACUCUAUUUGUAUCUGUUUUACAAGGCUAAGAAUAAUUUAAUGCUUACAAUAACUGA
This is a messenger RNA of Tetrahymena thermophila SB210, 3927 nucleotides long. RefSeq lists its product as hypothetical. The record is from RefSeq and is a predicted model, not a curated record. Lineage: Eukaryota; Ciliophora; Oligohymenophorea; Hymenostomatida; Tetrahymenidae. The transcript has 2 exons.